Pseudovirgaria hyperparasitica is the source of this 1650-nucleotide messenger RNA. Its product is annotated as Metallo-dependent phosphatase. NCBI's taxonomy places the organism in Eukaryota, Fungi, Ascomycota, Dothideomycetes, Acrospermales, Acrospermaceae. Gene Ontology annotation, molecular function: phosphoprotein phosphatase activity. The transcript is spliced from 3 exons. The record is from RefSeq and is a predicted model, not a curated record. Bases 1 to 1650 code for a protein of 549 amino acids. Gene Ontology annotation, cellular component: cytoplasm.
AUGACCCGGAGACUCGUCCGGACGGGCAUCCAGCUCCUAGUCUUUGCUUCCGUCUUCAUCUUCGUCCUCCUCUUCAUAGACCGACGGUAUACGGUACUACCAGCAUCAAUACAUAGCCACCUACCUGCGCACCACCCUGGCCUUGUUAUCACGGACAUUACAGUUGAGUCUUGCUCAGGCCUGAACCUAAUCUCGAGUUGUCGUCUGGACCCGGACCGAUGGCAUCGCAUCGAGAAAGACCUGUACCUCAAGAAAGGAUGGUUACCCACGAAAGCUUUCGUUCAUAUUCGAAGGAGUAGGGAAGAGGAUCUGACAGAGGAUGAUAAGGUUGUGAUAGAUGUCAAGGUGGGCCGAACAAACCCUACACUAGGCGACAAAGAGGAAAGUAGUGCUCAGUGGGAGUUGAGGCCUGGUCAGAUCUGGCUCAAGCGGUCGGUUAAGAAGCAUGAGUCCGACUCUAAAAGAGCCGUGACAGCCGUUGACGUGCUCUUUGGUACCGAUGCCGUUGAACCUCGACCUGGCUGGGAAAUAAAAGAUAUUCCAAUAGCGAUGGACGGUAUAACGGCCGGACUAGAGCCUAAACUGAGCAUACGACGAGGGAAGCCACAUAAGAUGGAGCCAGCACAACCACGCAUUCGCAAAGAUGGCAAGUUCAAGAUUUUGCAAGUCUCCGAUCUCCAUCUCAGCACUGGUGUAGGUGCCUGCAGAGAGCCAGAACCGGCUGGUUACCACGGAGGCAAGUGUGAAGCUGAUCCCAGGACGUUGGAAUUUGUGGGAAAGAUGCUGGACGAUGAAAAGCCUGACAUGGUGGUCUUUUCUGGAGACCAAGUAAACGGCGACACUGCUCCAGAUUCACAGACCGCCAUAUUCAAAUUUGCUGAACUUGUUAUCAAGCGCCAAAUACCUUAUGCAACAAUCUAUGGAAACCACGACGAUGAAGGAUCACUCAACCGCGCUUCUAUGAUGGCUCUCACCGAAACGCUACCGUACUCGGUCAGCGAGGCUGGUCCUAGUGAUAUUGAUGGUGUUGGCAACUACUAUGUCGAGGUCCUAGUACAUGGCAGCGGAAGACACUCUGCACUGACACUUUACUUCGUUGACUCACAUGGCUAUUCACCGGACGAGCGCAAUUUUGAAGGCUACGAUUGGAUCAAACCAAAUCAGAUUUCAUGGUUCAAAGACACUGCUACUGCACUGUCGAAGUCUGAAACGCACACGCACUAUACGCAUAUUCAUCUAGACAUGGCUUUUAUCCACAUUCCGCUGCCUGAGUAUAUUGAUCCGGAGAACGAGGUAGUUGGCAUGGUCAGAGAAGGGGUCACUGCACCCGCAUUCAACUCGCAUUUCAAGAAUGCCCUGGUUGAACAGGGUAUCAGUGUGUUGAGUUGUGGCCAUGAUCACGCUAACGAAUACUGCGCCAUAUCUCAUGAUCAGGAGCGUAACCCGCAACUUUGGAUGUGUUACGCCGGUGGCAGUGGAUUCGGAGGAUAUGGUGGAUACGAUGGAUACAUCCGCCGCGUUCGAGUGUUUGAGAUUGAUACUGCUGAUGCUCGUAUCACGACAUGGAAGCGCGUGGAGUAUCCUACAGGCUCAGAAGAACGCAUCGACGAGCAAACAAUUGUGAAUGCAGGGAAAGCAGUGCAUCAGUAA